Pararge aegeria (speckled wood butterfly) is the source of this 903-nucleotide messenger RNA. RefSeq lists its product as uncharacterized. The record is from RefSeq and is a predicted model, not a curated record. The transcript has a single exon. Bases 1 to 903 code for a protein of 300 amino acids. NCBI's taxonomy places the organism in Eukaryota, Metazoa, Arthropoda, Insecta, Lepidoptera, Nymphalidae.
AUGAGUGAUAGCAGUGAUUCCGUAAAGACGGUAGGAUCGCGAAAAGAUACCGCGCAUGUUACUACGCGACGUAUGCAGCGAGCGCGCGUUUCCACUGAACGCGAGAAAAAUGACGUCCGUCAUUUAAAAAUUAAAGUUCCUCCAUUCUCAGCCGAGGAUCCAGAACUUUGGUUUGCCUUACUGGAAGGUCAAUUUGGAAGUCGUGACGUCACUGACGACUAUUUAAAAUUUACUCACGUCACAAAUAAUUUGGAUUUGCAGUACGCGAAGACCGUGAAGGAUAUUAUUGUCAACCCCCCGGUGAAUAACCGCUACGAUAAGAUUAAAACCGAAUUAAUCAAGCGACUUUCGGCUUCUCACGAGAAAAAGGUGAAGCAAUUACUCACGCAUGAAGAACUUGGGGAUAGAAAGCCUUCACAAUUUUUAAGGCAUCUCCAAGACCUUGCUGGCCCAUCCGUUCCUGAGGAUUUCAUACAGUCAAUAUGGAGCAAUCGCCUGCCGCACAACAUUCAGACUGUACUGGCAUCCCAAACGACUCAUUCCCUCGAACAGCUGGCAGACCUGGCAGACCGUAUACAGGACCUGACCUCAUCGGGUACUAUCGCCGCAGCGUCUUGCAGCCCACAUGCGUCCCAUCAGUCGGACGAGAUUGCAGAGCUUAAGAAGAUGGUGCAGCAGCUCACGUUGAAAUUGGACGAGCAUACCCGAGCAUCAUGUUGUUCCGCCGGUCGUUCUAGAUCGCACGAACGACGUCGUAUACCACCACGACAGAGAAGCCGUUCAAACUCGAGCUACAAGAGGUACCCCGUAUGCUAUUACCACAACAGGUUCGGGGCAGAGGCCCGCAGAUGCGUAAAGCCCUGCGACUUCAAGAAUGCGGAAAACUCCAAGGGCAGUCGCUAA